AUGUCCAAUAGCUCUGAGCGCACCGUGACCACCAUCUCCUCCCCAAAUAAUUCCCCCAACACUUUAACGAGCGCGCAUCAUUUUGUGUCGCUCAAGCUUACCCAUCGGAAUUACUUAUACUGGCGGACUCAGGUGAUCCCGUUCCUCCGGGGUCAAGGUCUGCUGGGCUUCGUAGAUGGUACACGGUCGCAGCCCUCACCAUUCCUAGAGGUCCCCGCCGGCAGCAACUCCAGCGACAACAUCUCCACGACGGAGAAUCCGGCGUAUGCAGCCUGGGUACAGCAGGACGCAUCAAUCCUCUCUCUUUUAAUCUCCUCACUGUCUGAGGAGGUGAUGUAUCUAGCUCUUGGACAAACCACCGCACGUGGUGUUUGGACUGCAGCAGAGACGGCCUUAGGAUCAUCCACGCAGGUUCGGUGUCUCAAUCUGCUUGGGCAGAUCCAAUCCCUUCGCCAAGGAGACAGCUCCACCUCCGAAUAUCUGGGCAGGGCGCAGCAUCUUGUUCAGGAUCUCGCACUUGCCGGGAGAACUCUCACGCCGUCGGAGCAGAAUCUAUACGUCUUUCGCGGUUUAAGGCCAGAAUUCCGGUCAAUGGCGUCCGCAUUGGCGAUCAACGGAACGCCCGUUUCCAUUCCGCAGUUGGCGGAUUUUCUCCAGGCCCAACAAUUCAUCCAUGAGGAUGAUUUCCCGACGCACACAUCGGCAGCAGUGGCCGGGUCUCCGUCGGCGAUGUACGCAUCGCGUGGUGGCGGUGGUCGUCGUCAGCAUGGAGAUGGCGGCCGGCAGUCACGUGGUGGUGGAGGACGCGGCAAUCAACGAGGCGGCAGAGGAGGCCGCGGUCGGUCAGGUGGGGUGCACUGCCAAAUAUGCAGCAAGCAGGGGCACUCCGCCGCAUUUUGCUACCGGCGGUACUCCGAACCGCCGCCGACUGCUCAUGUUGCGUUGCAGGUGGCGGUCCAGCGCCGGCAUCCUCGCCCUCGGUGA
Ipomoea nil (Japanese morning glory) is the source of this 984-nucleotide messenger RNA. RefSeq lists its product as uncharacterized. The transcript has a single exon. The coding region runs from base 1 to 984 and encodes 327 amino acids. The record is from RefSeq and is a predicted model, not a curated record. NCBI's taxonomy places the organism in Eukaryota, Viridiplantae, Streptophyta, Magnoliopsida, Solanales, Convolvulaceae.